AUGUUAUUUAUUUCUGUUAUGAUCUCAGCUGUUAUGUCAGCGAAUAUUGUUUUUUUUUCAUUCAAUACAAUAGAAACAAGUUGUGUCUAUCCUAUGUAAAGUGAAUUUAAUAAAAAAUUCAAUAAAAUGAUUCGAAUAAGCAUGUUACGAGUGCUAGCGCGUGCAUUUCCUGUUCGUGCCACGCAGCUUCCCUCUCGAAUAACACCGGCUGUUUCGAUAUUGACCCCACAAUUCAAUGCAUUUCAAAACCAACAAAUUCGUAACAAACACAGCAAAGACCGGAAAAAGGAAAACAAAGGUGCCGCCAAAGUACACAUCAACGAGGAGCAGCUGGCCGAAGUAAUCGACAUAGAAACACUUCGAUCUCAGAUGGAGAAAACCCUUGGCACCAUGAAGGAAGAUUACAUAAAAAAUCUGUCACUUCGUUCGGCUACCGGCGCCAUCGAAACCCUCAAAGUGACCUUCGAAGGCAAGGAAUACCAACUGCAGGAACUGGCCCAGGUGGUUAGGAAGAAUCCCAAAACGGUUGUGGUGAAUUUGGUAUCAUUUCCACAGACCAUACCAGCCGUCCUUCAGGCUAUCCAGAAGAGCGGGAUGAAUCUAAACCCGCAGCAGGACGGAACAACACUUUUCGUUCCGGUUCCGAAAGUAACACGGGAGCACCGCGAAGGGCUGGCCAAGAAUGCCAAAAGCUUGUUUAUCAAGUGUCGCGAUUCGAUCAAGGACGCCCAAAAUCAAACGAUUAAAAAGGUCAAAAAGCAGGCGAAUAUAUCGGAGGAUGUGAAUUUCCAGGUGCAGGCUCAAGUGACGGCCAUUGCCAACGGAUAUAUCAAGGAGGCGGAAAAGAUGCUAGAAAUCAAGCAGGGUGAACUGUUGGGCGAUAAAUAGGAAGUAUAUAUUAUGCUAAUGAUGAUGUGUUCAAAAUAAACUAAGAUACUGAAUAAAAAAAAGUUUCUUUUUCAUAAAGUCUAUCAUUAGAA
This is a messenger RNA of Armigeres subalbatus, 980 nucleotides long. RefSeq names its product ribosome-recycling factor, mitochondrial (gene mRRF1). NCBI's taxonomy places the organism in Eukaryota, Metazoa, Arthropoda, Insecta, Diptera, Culicidae. The record is from RefSeq and is a predicted model, not a curated record. Gene Ontology annotation, biological process: translation. The coding region runs from base 127 to 888 and encodes 253 amino acids. Gene Ontology annotation, molecular function: ribosomal large subunit binding. The transcript has a single exon. Gene Ontology annotation, cellular component: mitochondrion.